Messenger RNA from Cynocephalus volans (Philippine flying lemur), 4054 nucleotides. Its product is annotated as zinc finger protein 709-like. Gene Ontology annotation, biological process: regulation of transcription by RNA polymerase II. The transcript has 2 exons. The coding region runs from base 89 to 2983 and encodes 964 amino acids. The record is from RefSeq and is a predicted model, not a curated record. Gene Ontology annotation, molecular function: RNA polymerase II transcription regulatory region sequence-specific DNA binding; DNA-binding transcription factor activity, RNA polymerase II-specific. Lineage: Eukaryota; Metazoa; Chordata; Mammalia; Dermoptera; Cynocephalidae. Gene Ontology annotation, cellular component: nucleus.
GGUAUCAUUUGAGGAUGUGGCUGUGGACUUCACCUGGGAGGAGUGGCAGGACUUGAAUGAUGCUCAAAGGACUUUGUAUAGGGAUGUGAUGCUGGAGACCUACAGCAACUUGGUGUCACUGAAUGUCCAGAUAGAUGAUGACCUCAUGGAGAGGAACCAAGAAACUCAUGGUAGAUGGUGGCAGCAAAUUGUAAUCACCAACAGCAACACAUCAGUUGAGGAGAGAGUUGUGUUAGGAAAAUCAUUUUAUUUGAAUUCAUAUCAUGUUUUAAAUCUCAUUAUAAAUAAUGGGGACUAUUGUGGAAAGGGACAUGAAGAGUUUUACAUAUGUCAGAAUGCACUUCUUCCUAGAGAUCCAGAGAUGCCUGCUGCAGAGAAACCUGAUGACCAUCAUAUAAUUGGAGAAUUGCCCAGACAUCAUGAGCAUCUUUGUCGGUAUCCCAGUAUUCAAACAGGGAAGCAGCCUUUAGAGUACAGUAGAAAAGGGAAAUCCUCCAACACAGAGGCAAUAGUAUUUACACAUAAAAAGAUUCAUAUGGAUGAGACCACCUAUAAGUAUAAUGAAUAUGGGAAAGGCUGUAGUAAGACAGCUGUCAUUGCCCAAAAAAUAAAUCAGGUAGCAAGGAAAACUGUUCAACAUGCUAUAUGUGGGAAAAUGUUCUAUAAAACAUCUGAACUCACUAAACAUCAGUUUAUGCACACAGGAGAGAAACACCAUAAAUAUGCUGAAUGUGAGAAAUCUUUUCUUAAUAAAUUAUACCUUACCUCACAUCAGAGACCACCUACACAAGAAAAGCUUUAUGGUUGUAAUGAACAUGAGACUUUUUGUCAGAAGUCAGACCUUACAAUUAAUCAGAGAACUCACACAGGAGAAAUGUACUAUGGAAGUGUUAACUGUGGAAAGAGCUUCUGUGAGAAUUCACUCCUCAGCCAUCCUGAGAGAAUUCAUGCAAGUAAAAUACCAGAUAGAUGUAAUGACUGUACAAAAUUUUUCUACCAUGAGUCGGCCCUCACUCUAUAUCAGACAAUUCACACACAUGAGAAACCAUAUGAAUGUAGAGAAUGUGGAGAAUCUUUUAACCAUAAGUCACACAUCACACAUCAGAGACCUCACACAGGUGAGAACCCUUAUGAACAUCAAGAAUGUGGAAAAGCUUUUAGAGAAAUGUCAGACCUCUGCAGGCGUGAGGGAACUCACACAGGUGAGAAACCAUAUGAAUAUGAAGACUGUGGAAAAGCUUUUAGGCAAAAGUCAAAUAUCAGCAUUCAACAGAGAACUCACACAGGUGAGAAACCAUAUGAAUGCAAAGAAUGUGGAAAAGCUUUUAAUCACAUGGGAGAGUUCAGCAGGCAUGAGAGAACACAUACAGAUGAGAAACCAUAUGAAUGUAAAGAAUGUGGAAAAGCUUUUAGGCAAAAGUCAUGCCUCAGCAUUCAUCAGAGAACUCACACAGGUGAGAAACCAUAUGAAUGUAAAGACUGUGGAAAAGCUUUUAGCCAAAAGUCAAACCUCAGCAUUCAUCAGAGAACUCACACAGGCGAGAAACCAUAUGAAUGCAAAGAAUGUGGAAAAGCUUUUAGCCGCAAGUCAUACUUUCGCAUUCAUCAGAGAACUCACACAGGUGAGAAACCAUAUAAAUGUAAAGACUGUGGAAAAGCUUUUAGCCAAAAGCCAAACUUCAGCAUUCAUCAGAGAACUCACCUGGGUGAGAAACCAUAUGAAUGCAAACAAUGUGGAAAAGCUUUUAACCACACAGAGGACUUCAGCAGGCAUGAGAGAACACAUACAGGUGAGAAACCAUAUGAAUGUAAAGAAUGUGGAAAAGCUUUCAGCCGAAAGUCACACUUCAGCAUUCACCAGAGAACUCACACAGGUAAAAAAAUAUAUGAAUGUAAAGACUGCGGAAAAGCUUUUAGCCACAAAGGAGACCUCAGCAGGCAUGAGAGAACACAUACAGGUGAGAAACCAUAUGAAUGCAAAGAAUGUGGAAAAGCUUUUAGUCAAAAGUCACACUUCAGCAUUCACCAGAGAACUCACACAGGUGACAAACCAUAUGAGUGUAAAGACUGUGGAAAAGCUUUUAGCCAAAAGUCGUACUUGAGCAUUCAUCAGAGAAGUCACACAGGUGACAAACCAUAUGAAUGUAAAGACUGUGGAAAAGCUUUUAACCACAAUGGAGACCUCAGCAGGCAUGAGAGAACACAUACAGGUGAGAAACCAUAUGAAUGCAAAGAAUGUGGAAAAGCUUUUAGCCAAAAGUCUUAUUUCAGCAUACAUCAGAGAAGUCACACAGGUGAGAAACAAUAUGAAUGUAAAGAAUGUGGAAAAGCUUUUAGGCAAAAGUCAUACCUCAGCAUUCAUCAGAGAAUUCACACAGGUGAGAAACCAUAUGAGUGUGAAGACUGUGGGAAAGCUUUUAACUACAAGGGAGACCUCAGGAGGCAUGAGAGAACACAUACAAGUGAGAAACCAUAUGAAUGUAAAGAAUGUGGAAAAGCUUUUAGGGAAAAGUCAUACCUCAGCAGUCAUCAGAAAAGUCACACAGGUGAGAAACCAUAUGCAUGCAAAGAAUGUGGAAAAGCUUUUAACCGAAAGUCAAACCUCACCAGUCAUCAGAAAAGUCACACAGGUGAGAAAGUAUACGAAUAUAAAGACUGUGGCAAAGGUUUUAACCAGAAAGUAGACCUCAGCAUUCAUCAGAGAAAUCACACAGGUGAGAAACCAUAUGAAUGUAGAGAAUGUGGAAAAACUUUUAACCGAAACUCAAACCUCAGCAGGCAUCAGAAAAGUCACACAGGUGCAAAACUGUAUGAACGUAAAGAAUGUGGCAAAGCUUUUAACCACAUGGGAAACCUCUGCAAGCAUGAGAUAACUCAUACAGUUGAGAAACCUUAUGAAUGUAAAGAAUGUGGAAAAGCUUUUAGGCAAAAGUCAUACUUCAACAUUCAUCAGAGAGCUCAUACAGUUGAGAAACCAUGUUAAUGUGAAGAAUGUGGAAAAGCUUUUAAUCAAAAGGUAGACCUCAGAAGGCAUGAGAGAACUCACAAAGGUGAGAAACCAUAUGAAUGCAAAAGAUGUAGAAAAGCUUUUAACCAAAAGUUACACCUCAGCAGCCAUCAAAGAAUUGGCAUAAGUGAGAAACCAUGUGAAUGUGAGGAAUGUGGUAAAACAGUUUACUGGAACUCACUAUAAUAGACAUGAACAAAUUCAAACAUGCGAAAAUCCCAAUUAACAUAAUGACUGUGGGAGAAGGUUUUGCCAUAAAUCACAUCACCUUUCAUCAGAGAACUCACAUCGAGAAGAGGCCCUAUAAGUGCACAGCUGCCCCUUGGUAUUGGAGGUUGGUUCCAGGAACCCUUGUUGAUGAAAACUUGCAAAUGAUGAAGCCCCUUUUAUAAAUGGUGUACUGUUUCAAUAUUACCUAUGAAGUUUUUUCUGUGUCCUUUACAUCUGGAGUACAAUAUUUAUAUUACUGAAUACAGAAGGAACUCCUUGUAAAUCAUUGUUAUACUGUAUUGUUUUUUACUUGUAUAAUAGUUUUAUUUUUUUCUUUUGGUUUUUAUAAGUAGUAGAAUCAGCAGAUGUGCAACCCUCAAGAUAUAGAAGAGGGUGAAUAAUUGUGAAAAUAUCUUUUUUCAGCAGUUACAGGGCUGGCUAUAGUUAGCAUAUUGUUUAGAGCAUGUUGCUGAUAACACCUGUACUGGCCAGCCACUGGGGAAAAAAAAAAAAAGUAAAAAGAAUUCACACUGUAGCAGGUGUGAGAUAAUUUACAUGGGGAAAUUCUGCAUGGAUUAAACUGGGUAUGUAUUUUCUAAAAACACCUUUUUUUCUCUUGUACACUUACCUGCAAUCUCAGCUUUUAAUUCUAUGUUGAACCAUGUAAUUUAGCUCUGUUCAGGGAAGUAUGGAUAUAGGUGAUAAACAUUACUUCCAGGCCAGGCAAUAAAAAAAUGUUCAUGCGUUUGUCCCUGAUUUCUCAUUCUGUGGGACUGAAGGAAAGAUGACUCCUAGGGUAGAGUCAGGGGCCAUAGGUGGGAGAAAUUCACCAUAAUU